AUGAGGUUGCUGGCUGGAAUGACCCUUCUUCCGACUUUGUCUGCUAUGGUCGAAGCAGUGCAACCAUUGGCUGUGGUCUAUCGCGGAAACCAGGCCCCCCGCGAAGCCUCUGACAGUGUCGGCAAGCUUCUUACGGAUUCCGAGUACAAAUUUAAAGUGACCUACGCUGGACCGACAGAAGAAGUGGAUCUCAGUCCGGAACUUCUCUCGCAAGCCUCCAUUUACGCUUACCCUGGCGGGCCAGACGUUGACGACUCUUGGAAAGAACUCAAAGUGCAUGGAGACACAAUCAGGAACUUUGUGCUCGCUGGUGGCCGAUACGUGGGUUUCUGCUUGGGAGCUUACCUUGCCGGGCAUUCUUGGCUCAACCUUCUUCCUGAGGGUAUUGACGUUGACUCUGAGAUCGAGCGAGAUAAUGCCCAAGUCAAAGGCCCCGAGGACACCACGAUUCAAGUGGAUUGGACGUUCAAUGCUAGCACUGGAAAUCCCCACAUAGAGCAAGGUCGAUGGGCAUACUUUCAAGAGGGAGCAGUCGUCCUAGGCUUCAAGGGCGAUGAUCCGCGUGUUGUUGCCAGAUACUCGCAAAAUAAGGAUGUUGCUGCGUCGGUCACUCCGUACGGUAAAGGAUUUGUCGGCCUUGUCGGUCCGCACCCUGAAGCGGAUGCAACUUGGUACUCGGAUGCCGAAAUUACGAACCCAGAUGGAAUUCGAACAGACAUCGGAUAUGAUUUUAUCAAAUCGACCAUGCAAGGAAUCUCUAUACCCAGUAGCAAAAUUGGUAAUUAG
Molecule: messenger RNA, 786 nt
Organism: Clonostachys byssicola
Lineage: Eukaryota; Fungi; Ascomycota; Sordariomycetes; Hypocreales; Bionectriaceae
Source: the annotation of a GenBank genome assembly